GUACCAACACUGUUGCUAUGGAGGCUUCAAAUCAAGAUCAAAACUUGCAAGCAAUUAUAAAUGCAGUUGUUGCUGCUUCGCUAGAAAAGGCCCUGGCUCAGGUGCUGCCCAUUGAGCAAAAAGACCCUAAAAUUUCUGAAACCCCGCUUUCUGACGAAGAUGCGGAGGAUUCCGAUUCCACAAAAAGAAACCCUUCCAAACCAUAUAAACGUUAUUGGAAAGGGAAUGGGCCAGAACCUCUCAAACGUGAGGGGAAAGAACCGGCGAAACGCUCCAAACAG
Messenger RNA from Pelobates cultripes (western spadefoot toad), 281 nucleotides. The record is from the annotation of a GenBank genome assembly. Lineage: Eukaryota; Metazoa; Chordata; Amphibia; Anura; Pelobatidae.